Molecule: messenger RNA, 297 nt
Organism: Prunus armeniaca (apricot)
Lineage: Eukaryota; Viridiplantae; Streptophyta; Magnoliopsida; Rosales; Rosaceae
Source: the annotation of a GenBank genome assembly
AUGGCUUUUCAAGGACCUACACCACCAUCUUCCCUUACUCAAAACACCACCCCCUCCAUCCUUGGCCCCUACAACCCAUCUGCCUCUUUCACCUCUUUCGCUCCUCCCUCAACCUCUACCACCACUUGGUAUGCCGACUCUGGUGCCACAAAUCAUAUCACCAACAAUCUUGCAAAUCUCUCCCUUCCUUCUCCUUAUCAAGGUAAUGAAAGUAUCACUGUGGCAAAUGGUCAACACAUGCCUAUCUCUCACACUGGACAACAACACGGGGACAACUCUCUAUCAAGGCCCUACUGA